Molecule: messenger RNA, 1260 nt
Organism: Ricinus communis (castor bean)
Lineage: Eukaryota; Viridiplantae; Streptophyta; Magnoliopsida; Malpighiales; Euphorbiaceae
Exons: 6
Coding region: 401-1012 (203 amino acids)
Biological process (GO): box C/D snoRNP assembly
Molecular function (GO): box C/D methylation guide snoRNP complex binding
Source: RefSeq, a predicted model, not a curated record
CUGCCUAGUUUUAAAGUGGAACUACCUAGUUUUGAUAAUACCUAAUUCUAUUUUCAUCUCAAGCCUCCACCCUCUCAAACUCAAGUCUCCACCCUCACAAACCAUCUUUGCUGUCUCGCCGUCGCCCGUGCUUCCGUUACCUCCGCCCUUGCUGCCGUCUCCCUCGCCGCUGCUGCUGUCGCCUCCGCCGCUGCUGCUGUCGCCUCCCCCCUCUUGCCGACUUCAAUCGGUUUCGGGUAGGACGUGGGUAUUUCUAUUCUGAUUUGGGACGGGUUUGGGUUCAGAACGUGUUUUCUAAUCGGAUUCGGAUUCGGAUGUCCCUAAAUGGGCAGGUACACUACCCGUUGCCAUCCUUACCUUAGUUUCUAAUCAUGUGUUGUUUGUUUGGUUACAGAGAGAGAUGGGUAGUUCAAGCAGAGACCUUUUGAAUUUGGAGCACAAAAAUCUCUCCACUACCUCUUCUCUUGAAUCCACACUUCUUCUUUGUAAUAAAAAGGACUCAGCAUCUCUUACCAAGAAACCACCGCUUGAUGGAAAGCUCAUAACUAAUCCAGUUGCUCAAAGCCAAGUUCUGGGAAAAGCAAAAGAUUUUCUUGGAGUCCUAUCUGAAGCUAAUAAGCGGUUGCAGCAAGAUGCCAAGGACAAUUCUCAGAACUAUGAUAUUGAAGUGCUGACUGGAAAUGAAUCUGAUGUCAUUGAAAUGGAUUUAAUGCUGGGUAUUGCUGAUCUUCAUACUCCUGAAGCUUUAGCUGCUGCUGAGUCUGCAAUAAAUACUGGUCGACCAUUGGCUCCUUUGGAUUCCGACAGCAGCAGCGAAACAGAAUCAGAAAGUACAAGUGAUGAUGAUGAUGACGACGACGAUGAAGCAGCUAGUGAUAACGAUAAUUAUGUUGACGACAUUAAAGCAUGCUCUUCCUUGAAGCACAAAACAUCCAAGUUUGACAAAAAUGGUUCAAGUGAAGAUGUUAAGAAAAAUGGGUCCAAAAAGCGGCCAAAAAUUGUUGAAAUGUGAUGAAACUUCUCUUAGGUUUGUAAUAUCAGGGGUAUUCAGUUAUUCAAGAGGUUCAUUUUCUGAACUUCAGCUCACAACGUCCUCUGUUUUUUGCUUUUUCUUCCUAAUCAGGGAAUCAUAUCUAUCUUUUACUCCACUGUCCACUCUACUUUUUUUAACAUUGAAUAUGAAGGAGAUUGGAUAUGGGUGUAAUCUUCAGUACUGCAAAGAUACUUUAUGAUUAUUAUUUAUUUUUGCGGUUGCAUUUA